Notothenia coriiceps (black rockcod) is the source of this 1690-nucleotide messenger RNA. RefSeq names its product vegetative cell wall protein gp1-like. The record is from RefSeq and is a predicted model, not a curated record. The transcript is spliced from 4 exons. The coding region runs from base 1097 to 1690 and encodes 197 amino acids. Lineage: Eukaryota; Metazoa; Chordata; Actinopteri; Perciformes; Nototheniidae.
AAAUGCAUCACGAGAGUACACAAAACAUGUAAGACUAAACGACAAUGGAUUUCAAAAAUUUGACUCAAAAGAAGACUUCUUGCAAAAAUCCAUGCCAAAAGCUGUAACACAGCUGAAAUGAUCACCAAAUCAAAAAAAAAAGUCAGGAAAAAUGUACAAAAAUGCCUGAGGAGGGCACAAGGGUUAAGGGCACUAACUGCUCUGGAAACCUUUUUUUGGUUUUGUUCCAUGGCCAAUCCUUUGGGUUCAUUUACAGUUCAACAGUGGAACAGUGGGUGUCUCAAGCUGAUAAAAGGCCUUUCUAAGCACACAUACAGUAUAUCCAGUAUGCUUGGAAAGCUGUCCAAUCAGCUAAGAGCCAGUUCAUUCACAUUAAUUCCUGCAAUAAAUCCUUCCUUUGUGAAGCUUCUUAUAUUUAAGUUGACUGUAGUUUACUGUGUUGUUCUACUAGAUCACAUGUCCACACAUGUACUGUAUGGUGGAAGGAACAUAUACAUAGCUAGUAAGCUUGUGACAUUUUGAAUUGUAGAGCUGCACUAAUCCACUCUAUUGUAUGAAAUUUGAGGAAUCCAGUGCACAUUAAUGCUGCAGUUCCCCUUUAACCUCUUGUUCAUUGCUUUGGUUUUAUGGCUCUACGGUUUGGUUCAGUCUCACAGCUCGUCAUCACUAGCAGGCAUCUGUUUGUCAGUAAACAUCUCUAAUAAACCCACUGUACACUACCUGUAACAGCAGUGAACACAGUUAGAUAGUAGCUGGUUAACAUAGUGGAGAAUUUAUUAGAUAAUAAGACACAUAUGUUCCUUAGGAGUCGGUGGAGACCAAAACCGAGAUAAAAGGGAAACAAGUGGACAUUCAAUGGACACAAACACUCCAACAAAAAUGUCUGUUUGCUAAUAGCUAUCAAGUUGAUGAGGUGAAACUAUCAGCUUCCUCUUUGACCUCCUUAUUUUCUCUCACAUCUUCCUGGAUGAUAAACUUCCUAUAGACUUCUCUGCUUUCUAUUUUCCCACUCGGGGCCCUGAAAUCAAUGCCACAUUAAGAAGAGCGAUGGUUUCUUGUGUUUUAUUUUCCUCAUGUCCUCAUUUCUCUGCUCAGGAUGGAGGCAUCGGUGGAGAAAGGGAAAAACGGCCAUCUGAAUCCUGCCUUUCACCUGAAGGUGGUCGGACCAAUCAACAAAGCUAGCAGCCACAAGGGGCUUCCUCACACCAGCAAAGAGGUCCUGCCUCUCAGACCGGGCCCUGUGUCUAAUGGCACCCAGCCAGUGAACAUAGUGCGACCUCUGAGACCCAGUCAGUCCCCAAUGGGCGGUUCCCGGGAUGUCAAGGUGGUUCGCCCGCCUCUGCCAGCCAGCAAGCCCCCAACGGCCCCACCUAAAUCCCCUGCAACCCCACAGAGACUCAGCCCACCCAAGAAACCCCUGCCCCUGAACCCAACACGAUCUCCACUGUUAGUGUCUGAGCUGCAACCCAGACAGUCCCCAUUCCCCCCUCAGAGGCCCCUCCCCCUCAGCCCGGCCAGAGGAGCCUCCCCCACAGUGAGUCCAGCCCGGACCCCGCUCUCCAAACCCUCCACAGGCCUGCUGGUCAUGAUGCCCCCGGCAGUGGGACCCAAACCUGUGGGCAAAGUCACAGCCAUCCCCCCUCUCAGAGCUCUCAGGAAUCCUUCAGUGGACACUGAGAAGCUGCAGUGA